CCCCCCUCCAUUCCAUCACAGUCACCCACUUCCCUUUCCUCCAUGGCAGACGAUCCUAUACCCUCUGUUAAAGCGCCUGCGGGUACCUCGGACACAGAAAUCAGACCAUGUGGGCAUAAGAUCGGUGGUAGAAACCUCAUCGUUUGCAUCGACGGUACCGCAAAUCAGUUCGGAGAGAGGAACACAAAUGUUAUCGAAUUGUACAAUCGCAUCUUAAAGGAGAGCGGGAACCAGAAAACUUGGUACAACAGUGGUAUCGGGACGUACGUCAGGCCAUCUUGGAAAUCUUUCAAAUUCUACCGACAGGUCCUCUCUCAUACGAUCGAUUCGGCGAUUGCAUGGAAUUUUAAACGAACAGUUUUGGGUGCAUAUCGUUGGUUGUCGGACAAUUAUGAGCAUGGGGAUUGUAUAUUUCUUUUCGGGUUUUCUCGUGGCGCAUUCGAAGUCCGUGUCCUCUCGGCAAUGAUCGACAAGGUCGGGCUGAUCCAAAGGGGGAGUGAGAUGCAGAUCCCAUUUGCAUACGAGCUAUAUAUAGACCCAAAAAGUGAUGAACCAUCAACUUCAGUGACGGUUGGAUCGCUGCAGACGACACACACGAGCAGCGCCGAGCGUUUCAAGCAGACCUUCUCAUACAAAGAUGUACGAGUGCAUUUCCUUGGCGCCUGGGAUACUGUCUCGUCCAUCGGGAUCGCACGCCGGAAGAUGAUGCUCCCUCGGAUAGUCGACGGGAUGAAACAUGUCUGCUUCUUCCGCCAUGCACUGGCGCUCGACGAGCGACGGGUCACGUUCUUGCCCGAGUACGCUUAUGGAGGUUCAGCCACCUGUGCAAACCCAGACGACAAGAAUCCUUCAAGUGUUAACCAUGGAUCCUCGGACAACGGCAAUAAACCAUCUACGAUAAAUGAAGGGGAAGCCACCAAAGAUAUAUCCACAAGCGAUGACGUUGACCGCUCGCAGGGUAUGAACAAGGUGACGGCAAAGCAUCCACAAACCCUGGAAGUCUGGUUUGCGGGCACUCACUCGGAUAUAGGAGGCGGGAAUGUGCAGAACUCCGGGAUGGAUCUUAGUAGACCUCCUCUGAGGUGGAUGGUGUUGCAAGCGGGGGAGCUCGGUCUUCGCACAGAACCAUUCGAGCGUGAGCUCUCUCCUCACGAGCAGAUCAAUGUCAUCGAAUCUUUGACGGGGUUCUGGUGGCCGCUUGAGUUUCUUUUCUUGAAAAGAUUGACAUACACGGGGCGAAACGAUGGAAAAAAGACGACUUAUAAGCCUCAUCUCGGGUCAGGCCGCACAAUACAUGCUACUCAGAAGAUACAUGGCUCUCUCUUGCUGGCCGGUAAAUUGAAGAGCGACUACACUCCAAAAGCACGGCCUUUUGAUGACGAGCCAUUCUUCUGGGACGUAGCUCGUGAGAAGGGGCUCGGCGAUUGGCUGGAAUUGGACUUGUACAACGCUGUCCGCACCGAUGUGGAGGUGUUCAUCAUCGCCCAUGAUCUUACUGUGUGGGACAAUUUGCGCAAAACUGUAACACGGGUGAAUGGACGACAAGCACUGUACGAUCAAGUCAUUGACAGCCUGAAACCUGCUCUCAAGCUCACGCCUGAGAUCAUGUUUGGACUCCUGCGCAACACGGUGGACAUCCUGGGGCGUCAUCGAGCCAAUUUAAAACUAAGUCCGUCGAUUGAAAUCCGUCCUCUCAUAGCAGACCUUCGACAUAGUAACGAAACCCGCUACCAGGAGACAGCACAGCAGUUUAUGGAGCAGUUUACGGAUCCUUCUAUCUUCGUGUUGAGUGGACACACAAAUUCGACCACAUCUGUCACAUUUUCGCCUGACGGCAGGCGCGUAGUCUCGGGGUCGGAUGACGAGACGAUUCGGAUCUGGGAUGCGGAGACGGGAAAGCUGGUGGGAGAGCCAUUCCAAGGACACACAUAUUAUAUUACAUCUGUCGCAUUCUCGCCUGACGGCAGGCGCGUACUCUCGGGCUCGUGCGACAAGACAAUUCGGGUCUGGGAUGCGGAAACGGGGAAGCCAGUGGGAGAGUCAUUACAGGGACACACAGAUAUGAUCACAUCUGUUGCAUUCUCGCCUGACGGCAGGCACGUAGUAUCCGGGUCGUGCGACAAGACAAUUCGGAUCUGGGAUCUGGAUCUGGGGGAGCCAGUGGGAGAGCCAUUGCGAGGACACACAAAUAUGGUCAACUCUGUCGCAUUCUCGCCUGACGGCGGGCGCGUAGUCUCGGGGUCAGACGACGAGACAAUUUGGAUCUGGGAUGUGAGGACACGGAUGCCAGUGGGAGAGCCAUUCCGAGGACACAAUAUUGUCUUUUCUGUUGCAUUCUCGCCUGACGGCAGGCACGUACUCUCGGGCUCGUUGGACAAGACAAUUCGGAUCUGGGAUGCAGCGACAGGGAAGCCAGUGGGAGACGUAUUCCAAGGGCACACAAAUGGGGUCAGGUCUGUAGCAUUCUCGCCUGACGGCAGGCACGUAGUCUCGGGGUCGGACGACGAGACAAUUCGGAUCUGGGAUGCAGAGACGGGGAAGCCAGUGGGAGAGCCAUUCGAAGGACACACAGGUCUGAUCACGUCUGUUGCAAUCUCCCCUGACGGCAGGCGCGUACUCUCGGGCUCGGUGGACAAGACAAUUCGGAUCUGGGAUGCAGAGACACAGAUGUCAGUGGGAGAGCUAUUGUUGAAUGUAACUAGUAGUUAGCACUUACGUUGAGCAAGAAAGUAAAGGUCUGUUUGGUAACGAGAAUGCGAGCGCAUUCUCAUUGGGGAGCUUGUUCCCCUUUGUACUGCUAACCGACUCCGAAAUGUAGAUGAUGACCUAAUCC
Molecule: messenger RNA, 2833 nt
Organism: Laccaria bicolor S238N-H82
Lineage: Eukaryota; Fungi; Basidiomycota; Agaricomycetes; Agaricales; Hydnangiaceae
Exons: 12
Coding region: 43-2709 (888 amino acids)
Molecular function (GO): protein binding
Source: RefSeq, a predicted model, not a curated record